Molecule: messenger RNA, 1278 nt
Organism: Rotaria socialis
Lineage: Eukaryota; Metazoa; Rotifera; Eurotatoria; Philodinida; Philodinidae
Source: the annotation of a GenBank genome assembly
AUGGCCGAAGGACGCGCAUCGGGUAAUACUGAUAAUGCCAAUUAUUUAUUACAAGAUUAUUCAACAUCUAUUGAAUAUUUUGAUAAGCGUUUGACAAUUGCCACAGAAAGUAAUGAUCAAGAGGGCCAACGGCAUGCGCAUACAAAUCUUGCCAAUGCUUAUUUAUAUUUAGGAGAUUUCGAUAAAGCUCUUCAUCACUACAGAGAAGCAAUGAUGUUGAGUGAAACUAUGAACGAUGGAUUAUUUAUAGCACAAUCAAGUUUUAUGCUUGGUCGUGUUUAUAACAUCAAACAAGAUUAUGCAACGUCAAUUUGUUUUCAUGAAAAACAUUUGAAUUUAGCACAUAAAUUUCAAGAUUAUAAAGCACAAUGCCAAGCUUACUCCAUUCUUAGUCAAUUAUAUGAAAAAAUUCAUCAAUAUGAUAAAACAAAAAAAUAUCAAAAUCUCUAUGAAUCAUUGUCACGAGAAAUUGAUGAAACAAUUGAAAAAAAACCUCCAUCAAAAAGUAGUUUAUUUAAAAGUCUUCGUGCCGACUCGAUUUCCACAAGUCUAUCGGAAUCACACAUUUCAAAUGCGGCAAGAUCAAAUUCAGUUGUUAGUAGUAAUUUAAUUAAUUCAACAGAUGAAAAAUCAAUAAUUAAUACAAGUAAAAGAAAUAAAUUAAAUUUUAUUCAACAUUUUACUAAAAAAUCACCUAUCGGAAUAAGAAAAAAAUCUUUAAAAGCUGAUCCUGAAGAAUUAGUUGAUCUUGUUUGUCGUAUGCAAAAUACACGCUUUGAUGAUCAACGUUGUGAUAUUAAAACUGCAAAUGAACAAUCGGACAAAAAUACUUCAGUAGAGCAUGAUUCUAAUUCUCAACUUGAAGACAUUUUAAAAGCGGUCGAUCGUUUACAACAGUUCCGUCUUGAUGAUCAACGUACAGAAUUUCCUAAUCCUACAAAUUCUAGCAAUGCGACCGCAAAAGUUGCACGUCUUUCACCAGUAAAUGAACAGUUUCUAGAUCAACUCGCUAAAUGUCAAGAUGCUCGCAUGGAUGAUCAACGAGCUGUGCUUUUACCUCUAGCGAACAGUAAUAAUAAAUCAUCAACAACACGACCAAUAUCACCGGUACCAAUAAUUAAAACAUCCUAUAUAAAACAGUCUACGAAACAAUCAACAUCGAAAACAUUACCCGAUGAAGAUUUUUUUUUUGCUCUGAAUCGUUUGCAAGCGCCUCAUGUUGAUCCAUCACAUACCGAUAUACUAUCAAAACGAAAAUUACCACUAAAAAAACCUUGA